AUGAGCACUUUGGCUACACGAGAAACUGAGAGUCCCAAGUUUUCUAAUAUCAAAAAUCUGUCGUCUCUUAGAUUGAAUUCCUUCAAAGCCAAAGACUUUGUCCAGAUUGAAGGAUAUCAGGAAAUAGAGAAAAAGCUGAGUGAGGUUGGUGUUAUAUCUUUGAUCGGAAGUCCAGGAUCAGGAAAAACAACUCUCGGGUGGAUUCUCAUGAAGAACAUCUGUGAAAAGGAGAAACGACAGCCGUUAAUGUUAACAAAGCCUUCAGAGAUUGACCAUAUUCCAGUUCCUGAAGAUUGGGGGAACAAAAAUAUCAAAGACACUUAUGUAGUAAUGAUUGAUGACAUGUUUGGAAAGGCAAAUCUUGAUAAGAGUGAGAAAGAAUCAUGGGAAAAACAAUUUCCAAAAAUUAGGUCACUAGUGACUUAUGGAAUAGUCAAAGUACUAAUUACACUGAGAACCCAGAUACAUUCACAAUGUGAAAAAAGCUCCACAAUGAAAGAAUAUCGGGCUUUUCUAAAUUUUAUGCAUUUGUCCUUAACUAAAUCUGACAAACUAAAUAUUCUUGAACACCAUCUUAAGACAAACAAGAAAAUAAUCAUGGAUGAAAAUGAUAAGAUUAUGGCUGUAAAACAGACAUUUGAAGAGUUGGGCUUUGCUCAGUGUUGUGUGUUUUGGGUAGCAUCUACAGAUGCUCAGAAGCGAGGAGCAGAAUUUUUCAAAAAGCCAAUUGAAUACCUGAAGGCACUGAAUAUUUUAUUAUAUCACGGGUUAGACAUCAACGCUGUCAAUUCAAACAAGCAGACUGCACUCCAUUUUGCAGCUAUAUGCGUUCAGUGUGAUAUAUUUAGAAGAUUAGUUGAUAAAGGAGCUGUAUUAGAUCUUACAGAUGACAAACUAAAUACUCCACUUCACUAUGCUACAGAAUACAAGUCAUGGGAAAUGGUAACUUACCUUGUUGACAAAGGGGCACAGGUAAAUAUACAAAAUGAAAGUGGGGACACUGCUCUUCACUAUGCUGCAGAACACCAGUCACUGGAAUUGGUAACUUACCUUGUUGAACAAGGAGCACAGGUAAAUAUACAAAAUGAAAGAGCACAGGUAAAUAUACAAAAUAAAAGUGGGGACACACCUCUUCACUAUGCUGCAAAACUCAAGUCACCGAGAAUGGUAACUUACCUCGUUGAACAAGGAGCACAGGUAAAUAUACAAAAUAAAAGUGGGGACACACCUCUUCACUAUGCUGCAAAACACGGGUCACUGGAAUUGGUAACUUACCUUGUUGAAAAAGGAGCAAAGGUAAAUAUACAAAAUAAAAGUGUGGACACUCCUCUCCAAUCUGCUGCAAAACACAACUCACUGGAAGUGGUAUCUUACCUUGUUGAGAAAGGAGCACAGGUAAAUAUAGAAAAUAAAAGUGGGGACACUCCUCUUAACUCUGCUGCAAACAAACGGUCACUGAAAGUGGUAUCUUACCUCCUUGAACAAGGAGCACAGGUAAAUAUACAAAAUAAAAGUGGGGACACUCCUCUUCACUCUGCUGCAAAACACGGGUCACUGGAAAUGGUAUCUUACCUUGUUGAAAAAGGAGAACAGGUAAAUAUACAAAAUAAAAGUGAGAACACUCCUCUUCACUAUGCUGCAAAACACAUGUCACUGGAAUUGGUAACUUACCUUGUUGAAAAAGGAGCACAGGUAAAUAUACAAAAUAAAAGUGGGGACACUCCUCUUCACUCUGCUGCAAAAUACCACUCACUGGAAGUGGUAUCUUACCUUGUUGAGAAAGGAGCUCAGGUAAAUAUACAAAAUAAAAGUGGGGACACUCCUCUUCACUCUGCUGCAGAACAACAGUCACUGGAAGUGGUAUCUUACCUUGUUGAAAAAGGAGCACAGGUAAAUAUACAAAAUAAAAGUGGGGACACUCCUCUUCACUAUGCUGCAAAAUACCAGUCACUGGAAGUGGUAACUUACCUUGUUGAAAAAGGAGCACAGGUAAAUAUACAAAAUAAAAGUGGGAACACUCCUCUUCACUGUGCUGCAAAACACUGGUCACUGAGUAUGGUAACUUACCUCGUUGAAAAAGGAGCACAGGUAAAUAUACAAAAUAAAAGUGGGGACACUCCUCUUCACUAUGCUGCAAAACUUAUAACAUUUCCUAAAAAACACUGGUCACUGGAAGUGGUAACUUACCUUGUUGAACAAGGAGCACAGGUAAAUAUACAAAAUAAAAGUGGGGACACUCCUCUUCACUAUGCUGCAAAACACCAGUCACUGGAAGUGGUAACUUACCUUGUUGAAAAAGGAGCACAGGUAAAUAUACAAAAUAAAAGUGGGGACACUCCUCUUCACUAUGCUGCAAAACACCUUGUCAACAAGGAAAUGGUAACUUACACUCCUCUUCACUUGAAAACAAGGAGCACAGGUAAAUAUAGCACAAAAUAA
Molecule: messenger RNA, 2439 nt
Organism: Gigantopelta aegis
Lineage: Eukaryota; Metazoa; Mollusca; Gastropoda; Neomphalida; Peltospiridae
Product: putative ankyrin repeat protein RF_0381
Exons: 4
Coding region: 1-2439 (812 amino acids)
Cellular component (GO): nucleus; cytoplasm
Molecular function (GO): protein binding
Source: RefSeq, a predicted model, not a curated record